Molecule: messenger RNA, 1636 nt
Organism: Neltuma alba
Lineage: Eukaryota; Viridiplantae; Streptophyta; Magnoliopsida; Fabales; Fabaceae
Exons: 2
Coding region: 108-1379 (423 amino acids)
Source: RefSeq, a predicted model, not a curated record
CCCUUGCAAGUACAGGAGCGCAAGCGCUGUCUAGUUAUAAACACCCUACUGCGCGGUGCUGUGAGAUAAGUCCAAAAGCAAAGCAGCCACUUGCAUCUUUUCCUACGAUGAGCAAACCUAGAACCCAAAGGAAAGACUCCAAACAUGUCAACCGAAGCCAGAAUCAACAACUCCAGAGAACAGAGAAACAAGCCUCUUGGGCAGCGAUAAGAGGCCUGUUGCCUUGUAGAAGUGUCCAAAUUCAGCAGCCGCAGCUGGAAGCAGUGAAACAACCAAAGCAGAAACAAGAGCAAAGGAAACUACAAGAAGAAGAAGAAGCAGUCUCAGAAGAAAGCAGAAACAAGUGCAAGAAAAUGAGGUGCUCAGGUUCACUUUGUAAUAACACCAAGAUCGUGGCAAGGCCUGAAACAGUGACUCCUGACAUCAACAAGGUCAAAAAGGCGUCUCUGGGUGGAUGUACCUCGGCCAACAAUGAUGCUUCUCAUUCAAACAGAUCCUUGAAAGCUCCUUUGCAAGAACUGAAUGGGGUGGCUGCUACUGCCUCUUCUUCUAACUCUUCUGUGAGUGGGUCUUUUAGGGGAAUGCCGUUCAGGAGGUUCUCUGGUUGCUAUGAGUGUCGAAUGGUGGUUGACCCUCUUCUUCCUUUCACUAGAGACCCUUCUCUCAGGAGUAGCAUCUACCCUUGCCCUCAUUGUGGGGAGAUCUUCAUGAAGCCUGAAAAUUUAGACCUUCAUCAGGCUGUUAAACAUGCAGUAUCUGAACUGGGUCCAGAAGAUACGAGCAAGAACAUAGUGGAAAUCAUAUUCCACUCAAGCUGGCUAAAGAAACAAUCUCCAGUCUGCAAAAUAGACCGCAUCCUUAAAGUCCACAACACCCAGAGGACAAUUACUAAAUUCGAAGAGUACAGAGAGUCCAUCAAAGCCAAAGCCAUAAAGCUUUCCAAGAAGCACCCUCGUUGCAUAGCAGACGGAAACGAGCUAUUGAGGUUCCAUUGCACGACCUCUUUGUGCUCACUGGGCCUAAAAGGCUCCACUAGCCUUUGUAACUCAACACCACAGUGCAGCGCGUGUGGCAUAAUCAAGAACGGCUUCAAGGUGUUUGCCGGUGGAAAAGGUAUACUGACAACAGCGACAAGUGGGAAAGCACACGACAAAGCCGAAGUGUUAGGUGACGAGAAUAAUGAGAAGAGAGCAAUGCUGGUGUGCAGGGUGAUAGCAGGGAGGGUGAAGAAGAAUAUAGAGGGAGGAGGAAUAAUGAGUACGGAAGAGUAUGAUUCUUUAGCAGGGGAAGUUGGGGCUUAUUCCAAUUUGGAAGAGUUGUAUGUGUCCAAUCCUAGAGCUAUUUUGCCUUGCUUCGUCGUUUUCUACUCUGGUUUUUGAUGCGUCUUCUUAAGCUAGAGCCUAAGGACUGAACCUUUCCUACUCUGAAUUUCUUUGCUUGGUUAGCUCUUUUUCAAAUCACCUUAGUUGAAUCAUUAGUACGUGCCAGCGUGGCGAUUGGUGGGGAAGGAUGGAAUAAUCUCAGGUUUGAAUGCAUUGGAGGGUAUCACUUAUCGUUACCUUCCCAAUUGAGGGCUCACAUGACUCAGAAGUGUAUAUUACUGAUCACUGUAUUAGCAUUACAAUUUACCUUUCCC